CUAAAUAUAUUCCUACAUCUUGCCCCCCCUGUGACAAUUGAAGCAAAACUAACAUUGAAUCCCACAGAAGAAGUUCGAGAUGAGGAUACUAGGUUGGAUGCACCACCGGUCCAAAAAAUCUAAUGUCGAACCAUUCAAGGAUUUUUUGACAGGGAACUAUUGUACUUGCCUUUCCGCACAGUCACCCAUUGAUGACCAUGUUUCCUACACUGGGCCAAGUUUUAACUCCAGAUAUGGACCCGGGCUCUUAAAACAGCCAGAUGAGGAAUGUGAGAAUACUUUCUCUGAAAAUGAAGGAGUGGAUGAGAAUAAUGGAGAUGAAACAUCUAUCAUCAGCUCUGAUCUUUUUCAUGGCUUUCUCACUAUUGGAACCCUUGGCUCAGAACCAAUUACCAGUGAGCCUGCAACACCAACAUUUCCCAUGUCUUUGGAGAGCAUAACAGAGGAAAACAUAGAGGUGACAGAAAAUGAAUUGAAGAUCAUGAACAAUGAGUUAGAAAAGUUUCUAGAGGCUGAAGCUGAAGAAGAAGGUUGCAAUGAAUCGUUAGCAAGGAGCAGUUAUGUUAGCACUAUUACACUCAGUGGCAUGCAAAUGGAAGCAACUGAUGCUGAAGAUUAUGGAAAGACAGUGGCAUGUCCACUCCAAGGAUAUCUAUUUGGGUCAUCAGUUGAACUGCCAGAAACAAGAGUUGGAGUAAAGAAGGAAAAGGUAUCACUUGGAGAGAUGUUUCGUAUGACAAAAGUUACAGAUGAAAUUCCUUCGGAAAAAGAAGUGAAAGGGGAGAUGCAAGCCAAGAAAGCACAUAAAUCUGCCAAAUACCUCAUCAAGAAGAUACUCAGAAUGUUUCGCACUACGUCAGGACAUCCUACCCCUUCUACUAGUGACGAAGCCUCAAAUUCUGUUUCUACCAAGAAAACACUUAAUAAGGUCCUAAAAGUGUUCCAUAGAAAAGUUCAUCCUGAAAACCCAUUAGCUGAUAGAGAGUUUACGAAGUCCCAUAAAGACAAGACAAUGAAUACUCUGAAUGAUGGUGGCUAUAAUGCAGAACUGACGCACCAGGUUAAAGAGAAAAGAAAGUUUCUUCCUGGAUACAAGUCAAGGGAAGGGGUCCAAUGCCAUAAGAACAGCUUGAAACUGCCCCAACAUGAUCAUAUUUGCAGUAAUUCAAGUGCAAAUGGGGAACACUGGAUUAAAACGGAUGCAGACUAUUUGGUGCUGGAGCUGUAGCAGAGGAGCUCAAGCACACUUACAAUGUGUUGUUUGAUUGCAUCAUCUAAGUUUCUAAGUAUUUGUGAGUGAUUUAAGUGACCAUGAACCCAAGGAGAUGGAAACAGUAAAAGGUAUCCAUCUCAUCUGUCUGUAUAAUAAUAAAGUUGUGAGC
Messenger RNA from Populus nigra (black poplar), 1382 nucleotides. RefSeq names its product protein LAZY 1-like. The transcript has 5 exons. The record is from RefSeq and is a predicted model, not a curated record. The coding region runs from base 80 to 1228 and encodes 382 amino acids. NCBI's taxonomy places the organism in Eukaryota, Viridiplantae, Streptophyta, Magnoliopsida, Malpighiales, Salicaceae. Gene Ontology annotation, biological process: regulation of auxin polar transport; gravitropism.